AUGGCUACCAGGGGUCAUGCGGCCAGCGGCUCUAUUUCGAGACCCUCGAUGGCACCCCAGACUUCGGGAGGCGUGGUCAAGGCGCGGCAGCUGGCGCAUCUACAUUCGCAGCUCGAACACUUAUCUUCCAACCUCUCGGAUACCGACAACUUGCUGCGCAUGACCGCCGUUCAGGCUGAGGCUAUGAGGGGUCUGGGUGCGUGGCAUGGGGGCAUGUUCAUGGCUGCGAGUAGGGUGUUGGGUGAGGAGUCGGUCAAGGAGCAGCCUAAGUGA
Molecule: messenger RNA, 273 nt
Organism: Truncatella angustata
Lineage: Eukaryota; Fungi; Ascomycota; Sordariomycetes; Amphisphaeriales; Sporocadaceae
Product: DASH complex subunit Hsk3 like-domain-containing protein
Exons: 3
Coding region: 1-273 (90 amino acids)
Biological process (GO): attachment of spindle microtubules to kinetochore
Cellular component (GO): DASH complex
Source: RefSeq, a predicted model, not a curated record